This is a messenger RNA of Diachasma alloeum, 3017 nucleotides long. RefSeq names its product furin-like protease 1. Gene Ontology annotation, biological process: peptide hormone processing. Bases 76 to 2103 code for a protein of 675 amino acids. The record is from RefSeq and is a predicted model, not a curated record. The transcript has 10 exons. Gene Ontology annotation, molecular function: serine-type endopeptidase activity. NCBI's taxonomy places the organism in Eukaryota, Metazoa, Arthropoda, Insecta, Hymenoptera, Braconidae. Gene Ontology annotation, cellular component: Golgi membrane; trans-Golgi network.
CUUAAGAGGGAUUUAAUUAAUAAACGUGGUCCUGCAAACAUACAAACAGUACUCAACGACGACAGAUGGCCGCAAAUGUGGUAUUUGAAUCGUGGUCAUGGGCUUGACAUGAACGUCCAAGGCGCAUGGGCAGAAGGAAUCACUGGUGAUGGUGUGGUUGUGACAAUCUUGGACGAUGGCCUGGAAAAAGAUCACCCGGAUCUGUACCGAAAUUACGAUCCAGAGGCGAGUUACGAUGUGAAUAGCCACGACAGUGACCCCAUGCCACGGUAUGACCUGAUAGACAGCAAUCGUCAUGGCACCAGAUGCGCGGGAGAAGUAGCAGCCACCGCAAACAAUUCAAUUUGUGCUGUUGGUGUCGCAUAUGGAGCUCUAGUUGGAGGGGUGAGAAUGCUGGACGGAGACGUAACAGAUGCCGUUGAGGCCAGAUCCUUAAGUCACAACUCUCAGUACAUAGAUAUAUACAGUGCCUCUUGGGGUCCCGACGACGAUGGUAAAACCGUUGAUGGUCCCGGUGAACUCGCCACCCGGGCAUUCACGGAAGGAAUUAACAAGGGCCGCAAAGGUAAAGGAUCAAUAUUUGUCUGGGCAUCAGGUAACGGUGGUAGAGACCAGGACAAUUGCAACUGUGAUGGUUACACAAAUAGUAUAUGGACACUAUCAAUAAGUAGUGCAACUGAAAAUGGUUUAGUGCCGUGGUACAGUGAGGCAUGUUCGUCAACACUAGCAACAACAUAUAGUUCUGGCUCAACUGGUGAGAGGCAGGUUGUCACAACUGAUCUACAUCAUCACUGUACCAGUAGUCACACGGGAACUUCAGCUUCUGCUCCACUCGCCGCUGGUAUUUGUGCACUAGCCCUCGAGGCUAAUAAAGAGCUUACAUGGCGUGACAUGCAACACAUUGUUGUUAGAACCGCAAAACCAGCAAACUUGAAGGCACCAGAUUGGGUUACCAAUGGUGUCGGACGAAAUGUCAGUCACAGUUUCGGCUACGGUCUAAUGGAUGCCACCGCAAUGGUACGACUUGCCAAAAAAUGGCGGACUGUACCAGAGCAGCACCACUGCGAAGUGUCUGCCCCGCACAUGAACAGACAAAUUCCAUCCAGGAGCCAAUUGGUAUUGGAGCUGCACGUGAAGGAGUGCAGUGUAGUCAAUUUCCUGGAGCAUGUGCAAGCGAAAAUUACGCUGUCGACGACUAGACGGGGAGAUCUUGAAAUUACCCUGACGUCACCUCAGGGCACUAAAAGUACGUUACUGGCGAAGCGACCGCACGAUGUUGCAAAGACGGGUUUCGAACGGUGGCCAUUCAUGUCAGUGCAUACUUGGGGGGAGCGACCGCAUGGCACAUGGAAGUUGGAAAUUCACAAUGAGGGUCGAUAUUUUGGCACCCUCGAGAACUGGCAGCUGAUAUUCUAUGGCACCGAGACAUCAAUCGAAUUCGACGACGAGUUGGACAAGGACAAGCCAAGUCCGGCUAUUUCUCCCGACGUCAAUCAGGACAAUUCAGCGAGUGAUGGUCAUCAAAAUGUCAUUGACACUGAGGGUGAUCCACGGCUUGGCAGACAACAGGUGGAUCUCAUAUCCCAUCCCGAAAUUCAGAAGCCAACGACGGAGAAUGGAACGAGCGCUUCGUGCCGGAAUUUCGAUUCUCACGGGUGCCUAGCAUGUGAAAACGGCUGGUACCUCCACGAGAGCAAGUGCCUAGCCGAAUGUCCUCGGGGCACAUACGGUGCUCGCAGCCAAGAGAAGAACGUUUGCGCCAUGUGCCAUUACUCGUGUAUGACUUGCUACGGGCCUUCAGACGUCGAGUGUACAUCCUGUCACGCCGAUUCAACUCUUGUGUCAGUAAAUCUGAAGGAUUACCAAUGUAUAGUAAAGUCGUUGGAAUGGACGACCCACUCAACAAAAUGGUUCUACUUUACGACCAUUCUACUUGGCCUCGUUCUCCUCAUCGUCGCGAGUAUCGGCAUCUACUUGUACACAGUGUUUCACAGGCGAAAUGGAACAGGGGGAUAUGAAAAAGUGUCGUUAGUCGGUAAUGAUGAACAUAAACAGGACAAAGUAACACUGCAGCGAAACACCUGCGUGUCCGAUAGUGAUUAAAUUGUUGAUUGUCCAGUGAGUACUUGCAGAUGAUUAAACGAAUUGCGAUUUAAUAAUACAAGUAUUGUGAUUAUAAUUGAUGAGUACUUGCGAAUCAGGGGAGACUCGCGUCUCUGACUACUGCCAAAUAGAUGUUGAUGUGUUGUAAUUACUCAAUAACUCGACUAGUCUUCGUUAGGUGGCGACCAAUUUUUUUUACAAAUCUUCCAUAUUUCAGAAAAAUUUCUCUUACUGAUGAACACUUCACUAGUGAAUUUAAAUAGUCUUUUGAUAUUCUGAAAUAAUUGAAUGGUGAAUAUUGAUGAUAUUUGUCUUGAAUACCUUCGCAGAGAAUUUUUAUCGAGAGUUAUUGAACGACUAAGCAUUUGAGUCCCCAAUAUGAUAGUAUUUUCUCUGUAAAAGAGAAAGGUGAUGUUGGUAGAAUAAAAAUGAAAUAGAUUCAUUGAUUAGUGAGUACAUGAUCAACAGAGUGAACAACACGCCUGGUCUGACUAAAGGGCCUUAUUCCACUGACAAUCCCAUCCCGGGCCUACUCCACUGAACGACGAAGCAUAGCACAAAGAGGACGUGGAAGAUAGAGAAAUCACCUAGUUCCACCGGACGAGCCCCUCCCCACUCCCUUCCUGCCGCAUUUUCCUUUCAUUCCAGACACAAUUUCAUCGAGCGAUAAAAAUCUCCCUUCAGAAACAACGAGUACUCUAAUUACCUCCUUCUAGAACAAUAUUCCCGGCGCCGUUAAAGAUGUUUAGCGAAUAAAUUAUUGUCAAUUAUCAUUGUCAUUGGGAUUGUUUAUCGUUCCAAUUGUCAUGUGACCUUACAAUGCAGCUCAAAAUGUGAUAUAGCCACUGGAAACAUAUUUUUACAACAUGUACCUCUAAUUCUUGUUUGAAUAAAAUUGAAUUUCUGAAAAAUCC